Messenger RNA from Sphaerulina musiva SO2202, 1079 nucleotides. RefSeq names its product SOH1-domain-containing protein. Gene Ontology annotation, molecular function: transcription coregulator activity. The record is from RefSeq and is a predicted model, not a curated record. NCBI's taxonomy places the organism in Eukaryota, Fungi, Ascomycota, Dothideomycetes, Mycosphaerellales, Mycosphaerellaceae. Gene Ontology annotation, cellular component: mediator complex; core mediator complex. The transcript has 3 exons. The coding region runs from base 130 to 474 and encodes 114 amino acids. Gene Ontology annotation, biological process: regulation of transcription by RNA polymerase II.
AACUUCACAGCACUAGGAGGGGUACUUCUCGAUCGGCUGACGGCAGCCUCUUGUGUGACGGGGAACUUUCGCCAACCACAGAACGGCCGCCGAAGACAUCAGACGUCGCCAUAGAGACUGGUCAUCAUCAUGGCGGACAGCAGCAAUAGUGCUGGCAGUACAGCGUCGGCCGCCCGGUAUGGCGGCCACGACAGGUUCACGUUGGAGCUCGAGUUUGUGCAAAUGCUCGGGAACCCACAAUAUCUCCAACAUCUCGCAGAUAAGAAGUUAUUGGAAAACGACGAAUUUGUUGCAUAUCUGGACUAUCUGCGGUACUUCAAGGACCCAAAGUACCUCCGUUUCUUGCAAUAUCCUGGACCAACUUUAAGAGCGCUCGAAUUACUCCAGGAAGAACAAUUUCGCAAGGAUAUUUUGAGUCCGGAAGUUAUGAGCAGAGUCUUCCAAGCCGGCUUGGACGCUAGCAAUUCGACGUGACAACCUCUUUUCAAUCAUCAUCAUCAUUCACGCGCUGGAAACCCGUGGCCUAGGCUAGCUAUUCAUCUACGUCUCUACCGAAAAUAUGUAGAAGUACUCUCACGUCCCGCCGGGAGCCACGAGUGUUGUGCGCCGUCAUGACCAUGUGGCCUCAUUCAGACGCCAGGCCCGUCAAACACACCUGAGCGACCGUACCUUAUACAUGUACCUACCGACGACAUGGCCCUCCCCGAACAAGGAGUUUCCCCAGACGCACCCGCGCGUCCGGCAAAAUUAGGAGAGAAUGGAACAUUGGCACAACCACAUCAGAUGAGAUAAUCUUGGAAAGGGAAAUCGAACAAGGAAUAUGCUACAAACUUGAUGGCCCAGGUUGGGCGAAAGGUUGGGCGAAAGGUUGGGCGACUUGCUGGGGCAUGAAACCAGCGACAGUUGGGGAGCUGACUGAGCACUACUACUGCGGUUAUACGUAACAUACGUUUUGCAAUGGCACCGAGGGCGCCCAGGACUCGACUCACUCGAGCAUACUAAAAAUUGUACCUAUCACUCGUAGGUAUAUAUACCUAUUAGGUAGUAUCACAUUCCAUGUUAGCAAUUCUAUAAGAGCC